This is a messenger RNA of Sardina pilchardus (European sardine), 3871 nucleotides long. RefSeq names its product methionine adenosyltransferase 1A (gene mat1a). NCBI's taxonomy places the organism in Eukaryota, Metazoa, Chordata, Actinopteri, Clupeiformes, Clupeidae. The record is from RefSeq and is a predicted model, not a curated record. Gene Ontology annotation, biological process: S-adenosylmethionine biosynthetic process. The coding region runs from base 379 to 1563 and encodes 394 amino acids. Gene Ontology annotation, cellular component: cytosol. The transcript has 9 exons. Gene Ontology annotation, molecular function: ATP binding; methionine adenosyltransferase activity.
AUAUAUAGGAGCCUGUUUAGAUAGAGACCUGCACUUCUGAGGAGUCGUCAGUGUUCCAGCUGCAGAACUACAUAGCCCUCUGUCCGUCUCUGGUUGCUGGUCUCUCUCUCUCUCUUUCUCUCUCUCUCUCCUUCUCUCUCUCUCUCUGUCUCUCCCCCUCUCUCUCCUUCACUCAUUAUCUUCUCCUCUGAGGGUUCCACUGAACAGGUUGAGGGAAUAUAUAAAGAGCUUGGCUUUUCCUUUCUGGGAAAACUCCAGUGGGUUUUGGAAUCACCACUUCGUCGUCAAAGAAACAGCAAACAAACCAAAAAACCCAACAACAACAACACCAACAACAACAGCAACAAAAAGGCUGACCCCCAACUGUCUGCAAGCAUCAUGAGUAACUCUAUGGGUGGACUGAUUGACAUGGGUGACGAAACGUCGUUCAUGUUCACAUCCGAGUCGGUGGGUGAGGGGCAUCCAGACAAGAUCUGCGAUCAGAUCAGUGAUGCCGUCCUCGAUGCUCACCUGAAGCAGGACCCAGAUGCCAAGGUGGCCUGUGAGACCUGCUGUAAAACUGGCAUGGUGCUUCUGUGUGGCGAGAUCACAUCUCGCGCCAACGUCGACUACCAGAAGGUUGUGAGAGAUGCCAUCAAACAGAUUGGUUAUGAUGACUCUAAUAAAGGGUUUGACUACAAGACCUGCAAUGUGUUGGUGGCUCUUGAGCAGCAGUCUCCUGAUAUUGCACAAGGUGUCCAUAUCGACAGGCGUGAAGAGGACAUAGGGGCCGGCGACCAGGGAUUGAUGUUCGGCUACGCUACAGACGAGACUGAUGAGUGCAUGCCCCUGACCAUCGUCCUCGCCCACAAACUCAACGCCAAGAUGGCCGAGCUCAGGCGUAAUGGCACCGUGCCCUGGCUUCGCCCCGACUCUAAGACCCAGGUGACAGUCCACUACAGACAGGAAAACGGAGCUGUCAUCCCUCAACGUGUCCACACGGUGGUCAUCUCUGUUCAGCACGACGACAACAUCUCACUGGAGGACCAGAAGAGAAUUCUGAAGGAGAAGGUCAUCAAGGCCGUGGUGCCCGCCAAGUACCUGGACGAUAAGACAGUCUACCAUCUGCAGCCAAGUGGUCGAUUCGUGAUCGGGGGUCCACAGGGUGAUGCCGGUGUGACUGGGAGGAAGAUCAUUGUGGACACAUAUGGUGGAUGGGGUGCCCAUGGUGGUGGAGCUUUCUCUGGGAAGGACUUCUCCAAGGUGGACCGUUCUGCUGCGUAUGCUGCUCGAUGGGUGGCCAAAUCCUUGGUCAAGGCCAAGCUAUGCAAACGGGUGCUGGUGCAGGUGUCCUACGCCAUCGGAGUGGCCCACCCUCUCUCUAUCUCUGUAUUCACCUAUGGCUCCUCACAGAAGAGUGAACAAGAACUCCUCCAAAUUGUCAACAAGAACUUUGACCUUCGGCCAGGUGUAAUUGUCCGGGACUUGAAUCUGAAGAGACCAAUCUACCAGAACACUGCCUGCUAUGGCCAUUUUGGCAGGAACGAGUUCUCCUGGGAGGUUCCCAAACCCCUGAAGUACUAAAGAGGCAUUUCCUUGGCUAAUACAAAUCAUGACUCACAGAGGAGAAAGGACAAUUGAGAGGACUUGGUCUUUUUUUGCCCUCUUCGAUGUCUCUCCCCAGUUCUUUGACAUUCAACACCCUUCCACCAGUCAUAGAGGAGAGUGAGGAAUUUUUUAUUUUAUUUUAUUUUCAAAAUCAUAUUCAACCAAAAAUAUGUUACCAUUUUGUUAUUGAAAUACAGUUGCUCUCAAAUAUGUCCUUCUGAGUAUAAAAGGUUCCAACCAAAUCACCAAACAUGCCACACCUGCAAUUGUGUGCAUGCACAGAGUAUCUUAAAUAAACACUGCAACUAAAACCUCAAACCAUUAACCGCCCUUUUUACGUCCCUGCCAACCACAUCCAUUGAUAGAUAUAGAAAUAGGUAGAUGGAUUGUUUAAUAGCCACGUGACGAAGGCCGAUGGAUUUUGGUCUUGCUAGGCUGUCUUAAGUUCUGCAGAGCCAUCAGCACAACAAUUCCUUCUAGCGCAAUAUUGUUUCAGGGGAUAGGGAAUAGGCUGUUUACAGCUUAUUGAUAUGGUAGCAGUGGCCAUGGAAUGAGGAUUUAUUUUCAGAAAGGUUUAGGACUCCAAAAGAGAGUGGGCUAUGCUUAACUCAAGCCAUGUAUGAUAAAAAAAAAGACAAGAUAUACAGUAUGUAGCACUACUUAAAUGUACUUCAAACUGAAAUGAUGGAAUGACGAGUAUAUGAUAGGUGUAGCAGUGUGUAAACAGAUAUGAUCUUGUUACAUACCAUGCCAUUGUGGGUUCAGGGAAAGGGUCAAGUAGAAUAGUCAUAGUGAACCUUUAACCAUUGCUGAUAACUGACCUGACCGGCCCAAAAACAAACAAAUCAAUGCCUCAAAGGGUCAAUUCAGGUCAUUGUCUUAUGGAGGUCAGUGCUUUUUUUUUUUAAGAUUUGAGUUAUUUUGUUGUCCUUCUCUUUUCUCAAAGGGUCUACUGUGAAACAUUAUUAUUCAAUAGUACUCAUAAUAAUAACGCCAAUAAUAAUAAUGAUGAUGAUGACGAUAAUAAUAAUAAUAACAAUCAUAACAAUAUAUAUCUAUAGCUGUUACACUUCUAAGAUUGACCAAGGGGCACCAUGGUCCAGCUGUGCCAUUCCUGCUCACAAUGAAAUGUAAAUAAUUUGCUGCAGCCUGUGCAAAUAACUUAAAAAGCUUCUCAUUGCAAUAUCCUCACGGAUUUCUAGUUAUGACUGAAGCAAUAUCUUGUCAUAUAAGCCUCGCCUCUUGCAAAGCAUCAAGUUUAAAAUAAGCAUGGUUUUGUGAAUGAUCAGUGGCUUUACUUUUCAAAGCAUGGCGCCUUUAGAGCAUCUGUUUUUGUUUUACCAGAAUUAAAGGUGCAGUCCUCGAUUCAGUUUCACCAAAGGUUGAUACUUCAGCUCAACAGCAAAUCAAAUUAGACCCCUCUCUUCCAUGCUCCUAAAGCACCGUGUUGAUUGGAUUUUUUUUAUGGAUCAGUCUGUGCCACUAUAUCUUUUUUUCUAUCUACAGAGCCAGGUCUUUUUGAGCACAAAUACAUACAGUUAGACCAAUUUAAUGAACUUGACAAACAAGUGUAUCAUGGGACUAGAAUUGCUAUCUGUGCCUUUAAGUGUUUUUGAAUGUUUCCUAAUCCAUGUACUAGACAGCAUACUUUUUCCGCUCUGUCUGAAUCAACAUACAGUAUGUGCUUGUUAAUUAUGGUCUUAAAUGUCAUCGUAACCUUUUUUUGGUGCUACGAAGGCAACAUUAUAUCCAACCUGUUGAUCCUCUCAGCAUAAAAACAUGCAAGAUUGCCUGUUUACAUGUGUUCUGGUUACAUGGAAAAGGAGUAUGUUGGAAUGCAAUAUAUUCUCAAAAUAUAUAUUUGAUACAUAUUGAUAUCUAAUAUUUUCUGCGUAGGGAUCAUAAUUACACUGUGGUCCACAGCCCAGCAAUCACCUCAAUGUGUGUGUGUGUGACUGUGUAGGCAUGUGUGUGUGUGUGACUGUGUAGGCAUGUGUGUGUGUGUGUUUGUGUGUGUGUGUGGAUGUGUGUGUGCGAGUGAGUAUGUGUGUGUCAUUGGGAACCUCUCUUGACGUGAUGACGGAGCCGUGAACAACACUUGGGAUGUUAUGAAUGAAUUACUUUUGUCUUAGCUUUCUGCUGUGGUGUAGUCGCAUGUCUUUCAGACACCCUUCCUGUCUUAUCACUGUCCUCUGUGUUUGAGAAUGCACUCUCAGUCUUAACAAUUCAUAAAGUAGCUUUACUAUGUAAAUAAUUUUGAAACAAUUAAAACAUUUAAAAACAA